GCCCCGCGCCAUGAGCAUCGAGACGCUGCUGGAGGCGGCCCGCUUCCUCGAGUGGCAGGCGCAGCAGCAGCAGAGCGCACGUGAAGAGGAUGAGAAGCACGAGAAGCUCCGCCUGGAGCGGGAGCAGGAGCAGCGGAAGGCCGCCGUGCCGCGGGCCAACCACGCCGUGCCCCCGGAGGAGCCGCGCGGUGAGCUGCUGGUGCCCAUCUCGCCGCCCGCCCCGGCCCCUCCGCCCCCCCCGCCGCCCCCGCCGCUGGCGGCCCCCAUCUCCGUCAUCCCCAUCCCCGUGGUUACCAGCCCGCCGCAGCCCGCCGCCCAGGCCGCCCUGUCCCCGCCUCUGGCUCAGCGCCACCCGCCCCUCGUGAGCGCUCCCGGCAUCACCAAGGAGCCGCCCUCCGUGGCCCCGGUCAUCCAGCGGCCGCCGGGCGCGCUGCUACCGGACGGGAAGGCGGGCACGCCGCCGGCGGGCAGCCCGAAGCAGCUGCAGCACUACGCGGCGCCCGUCCUGGCCAUCUCGCAGCACCACGUGGUCCCGCAGCCCAUCCAGCCCCAGCCCGUGCCGCACCCGGCCCCGCCGCUCGGUGCCCUGAAGCUGGCUCCGGCGGAGGACGCGAAACCCAGCGAGCAGAAGAAGAGGCCUGGAGGGGUUGGGACCAGGGAAGUACAUAAUAAAUUGGAGAAAAACAGACGUGCACAUUUGAAAGAAUGCUUUGAGACAUUAAAACGCAACAUCCCCAACGUAGACGACAAGAAGACCUCAAACCUCAGCGUCCUCAGGAGUGCCUUGCGAUACAUCCAGACUUUAAAGAGAAAGGAAAAGGAAUACGAGCAUGAGAUGGAGCGGCUGGCAAGAGAGAAGAUCGCCACCCAGCAGCGGCUGGCAGAACUGAAGAACGAGUUGAGCCAGUGGAUGGACAUCAUGGAGAUUGACAGAAUUGUUCGGCAGACAGUUCAGCCAGACGAUGACCAGGCAUCUACCUCCACAGCGUCAGAGGGUGAAGACAACAUGGAUGAAGACAUGGAAGAUGACAGGCCUGUGAACUCAUUACCAAAACUAGCCCAGCGCCAGCACCCAGAGCUCCUGAAAGCCGUCCCUUCAAACGCUGCUUCCCAUCACCUGGCGGUUUUGCCUCAGCACCUGUCUAUCCAGCAGAAACAGCCCCCAGCCCACGCACAGCCUUCCAUCCAGACACAAGCACUGGUCCAGCCGCAGGCGAUUGUCCCAGCACAGACUCACAUCGUGGCGGCUUCGACAGUGCAAUCGACUGUUAUCGCCCACACCGCCACUACCCACGCGUCGGUCAUUCAGACUGUCAACCACGUCAUUCAGGGUCCACAGACCAAGCACAUCGCUCACAUUGCACCUUCCACGUCCAGCCCUGUGCAACUUACCACUGCUGCUCAGCCUAUCGGCCACAUCACUGUGCACCCAGCCACCAUCAACCACAUGGCCCACCUCGGCCAGCAGCUGCCCAUCUACCCUCAGCCCGUGGCCGUCAGCCAGCCCGUGGUGAGCCACAUCGCUCACACGAUCUCUCACCAGCAAGUGAAUGGAACCACAAGUCUUGGCCAGCAAGCGGUGAUGGCCAAGCCGGCUGUAGGAACCCAAGUUGUCCAUCACCCACAGCUGGUUGGGCAGACGGUCCUAAAUCCAGUAACUAUGGUAACCAUGCCGUCAUUCCCCGUGAGCACACUGAAGCUGGCCUAGAGAGAAUCGUCCGAAGGUGAAGUCUCUGUUGGGAACCUUUCCUAAACUCCGUACAUUCCAACCACGUCCGACUCCGCGGGUUGAGGUGCAGAGGGGCAGGGCGGGGGGGCUGUGCUCACUGCCCGGCAGCCGGCCUGGCGCGGCCAGAGGGGCCUCUGCACUUGAGUUUUGUUAAUCUGAGAAAACUAAACAGACAGUUGUUCAUGGUGAUUUUUUUUCCUUUUAUGUGUAAUCGGUGAAAUAUGGUUAUGAUGUUCUUAAGACUUUAAUUUUCCCCUUUUAUGUGUUGCUUCUUUGUAGAAUAAAUCUGCUGAUCUCUUUAUUGAGACGUUGCGUAGAAUGGGAAAAAAUCAUAAAAGUCUAUAUUUAUAUAUAUGUGUGUAUGUGUGUGUAUAUAUAUGUAUAUACAUAUAUAUAUAAAUAUAACAUUUGAAGAAGGCCUUUUGUAAGGUUGAUUAUUUUGCAGGAUUAUUAGUCAAAAUUCAGUUUUGGAGGAAGAAGACACAGUGUCCUCUCUAAACAAGAAACUUUACGUAGAUGGUUUGGUGGACCAGGGUACACAGACAGUGACAAAAACAAAGCAAAUUGAACGUUCGAGAUACUUCCCAUCAGUAUAUUACAUUUCAAAAAACCAUCUAAAAUCACUGUGACUUGUUAUGGCAUUUUAAGGAAGUUCUCUGUCCUGUUUAAUAAAAGGAAAAAGAAUACACAACCGGACUUCAUUUGUUGCAGUUUUAUAAAUGACUUGAUUUUUAUAGCUAUGUCAAAAAGGAAAAAAAGUAUUGUUCUUUAUUAUUUUAAUUGAUGACAGUGUUCUGUUUGGAUGCUUUUGGGGGGUUUAUUGUUUGGUUUGGUUUUGUUAAUGCAAUAAUUGAUUUCUGAUAAUUUUGAUAAUUGAAUUACAGGACUGUUUCAGGAUUCCUCGUGCCAGUCCCUAGCCUUAGAUUUUCUGGGUUGGUUUUUGUUUCUGCAGAGGCAGACUCUUUGUGCUGGUGACUUACAGUGUGUUUAUCUGGCCUGAUAACAGUGGAACGUGGGGCAAGAAGACCAACAGAAAUUAAGUUGCUUUGCUGCAUGGUUUACUUUUCUUUGUUAGUUUGUUCCUGAACAGACCACGUUUUAGUGUGGAAGUCAAAGGAUUAGAGAAGUGAUAAACGUGCAUGUGGUAUCUUCCAAAGUGCAAGCAAUUUCGGUACCUUUUUUUUUUUUCUUUUUGGGGAAAAAAAAAUCUGGUCUAUUGUAGGAGAACAGUAUGAGCUCAGUAUGCAUAACCUGACAGUGUGUCUUACAGACUGCAGUGGGACGUGCGCCAAAGAAACUCCGCAUCCUAAGUAACUCUUGUUCAUCUCUAAUGGUAGUGAGGUCUCGUUGCAGUUAAUGGCAAACUCCCACUGAGUCACGAGGUGAGGAAUACUGACUGUGUGCUGGUCCCUGCUGGGGAGUUUGCUUUGGAUGUGUUUUAUUGCUGACUUAUUCUGCUCCGAGCACCGUUUUGUCUAUAGCACUACUGUUAAUGGUCUGUCUGUUCCUUGCACCAUUUUGCAUGUAGUACUACUCUUAAUGAUCUCUUUUCCAUCUUUCUUUCUAAAAACAAAAGCCCUGCAGUCCUCGAUGCAGGCAAAAUCCCUGUUGUAGCCAGUGGACGUUCUCCUUCAGGCAGGAUGAGAGGACGCUCCCUGCUAGCAUCCAACCCGUGUUGGAAACGACACCCAUUCACAGGAGGAGGUAAGACAGGCUUCAGCAGCCAUGAGGCCACUUCAUUGCUCGCCAGCUAACUGGUUCUGCGUCGAGAUCUUCCAGAGAUCUUGGAAAGCUUGGUCUGUAGUGUGCCCAGAACGCCCGUAGGCUCCAGCAGGACUUUUGCCUGGCUGUGGAUAGCUGUGCCAGGGGUAUAAUGAAAAACGCUUGCCGGUUCUGUACUGUCCGUGCUAUCACUGAAACUGUGCUGGAGGCAGCAGUGAUUACUGCAUACGGAAAGUGUGAUUGUGCCUUCUGAGUAGACACGGCUCAGAGUUGCAUCAAAUCUGUAUUUAUUAAGCCCUGAGUUGCUCAGUAGUUAACACUCUAUUGUUUUCUUUCACCCUCAAGUUGAGGAAGCUCUCGCCUGUGCUGUUAGCACAGUUCCUACAGCAGAAUCUGUACGGUUCCCUUAUCUCAAUCACGUUUCAGUAGGAUGAGAGUUGCCAGGUCUUUACUGUCUCUGUUGUACGUUCAGGUGCUUGGCCACGAGAGCCGUGUUCUGUGUGCCCAUGGGACCUUCAGCUGGUGUUUCUAGAGAUGGUCAUUAAUGCUGGGACAGUCGCUCUUCAUCGGAGAACAUUGAAAAAUGAACACAACAGGGUCAUCUCCUUCCUUAGGCAUGGCUUUGUCUUCUGCAGCUGUUUAGAGGAGGAGGAAGUGGCCUCUGCUGUUCUUUGCUGUUCCACCUCGCAGAGCCAUGUGAAAUUACAACAUGGGGGCAGGAAGCCUCAUUUCUGGCCAGCGAUGGCUGAGCUUUUGAAGGAGAAAAAGCCCAGAUUGGGAACUCAGCAGCGUGUGGUUGCUGUGAGCACAACAGCAAAGGAGCACCAGAAGCCCCUUCAGCACCUGGACGUGGAUCCUGUUCUGCAGGCGCUGUCAGGGAGGCACAGGGGCAGCACGCACCAUUCUGCUCUUGAUAUGUGCAGUUCUGUAUGACGGCUUACUUCUUGUAUUGAAAAACUUGACUCCCACCUUAAUUCCAUUGGCUUCUUAUCCCAUGAGAGCUGAUGCUGGCUCACUGGCGGCAGCACAGCCAUACUGAGCUGCACAGAGUGUGUAGAGUGAGAGAAGGGUUCCUGUUCUCUGAUGCGGGCAGUGACUUCCCGGUGGAUUAUUAAUGGCCUUUUCCCUGUGGUCGUGGUCCCCCUGCCUCCCUCCCUCCUCCCGCUGUGGUGGUGUCACUUUGCCCUGCUCUGCUGUCAGCUUCUCCCCCUCAGCACUGUCUCCCACCCUCGGUGCAAACCUUCACCCUCCAAGGCUCGCCCUGCCCAGCAGCCGACCCAUCUUUUGGCCGUCAGCACUGCAAUUCUUUGCCUUCUCCGUGGCUGCGAGAAGCAUUUCUUCAUUUCUGUUGUGUUUUAAAGCUGGCCAACUUCUGUUCUGUGGGACACGGCGAGGUGCAGCCCUUUCCCCAUGGCUGUCAUUCCUGCCCAGAAACCGCAGAUUUGUGCUCAUGCUCUUAGAAAUGUUCAGUACUGUAUAACAAGGGGCACUUUAGAAAUGUCUCUCCUCCUUUGAUAUGUGUUUUCCCUAUGGAGAAAGCUAUAUAUAAAUAAAUAUAUGUGUACACUUGGGGAUUCAGAAGAUCUAAUUUGUCCCAAAAAAAAAAUAAUCAAUAAAUACAAAGUUUACAAGAAA
Centrocercus urophasianus (Greater sage-grouse) is the source of this 5086-nucleotide messenger RNA. RefSeq names its product MAX network transcriptional repressor (gene MNT). Gene Ontology annotation, molecular function: protein dimerization activity; DNA-binding transcription factor activity, RNA polymerase II-specific; RNA polymerase II cis-regulatory region sequence-specific DNA binding. Lineage: Eukaryota; Metazoa; Chordata; Aves; Galliformes; Phasianidae. Gene Ontology annotation, biological process: regulation of transcription by RNA polymerase II. Bases 11 to 1708 code for a protein of 565 amino acids. The transcript is spliced from 6 exons. The record is from RefSeq and is a predicted model, not a curated record.